Molecule: messenger RNA, 1059 nt
Organism: Ilex paraguariensis (yerba mate)
Lineage: Eukaryota; Viridiplantae; Streptophyta; Magnoliopsida; Aquifoliales; Aquifoliaceae
Source: the annotation of a GenBank genome assembly
AUGAACAGGCUCGUGAUCCCAGAAAGCUUAAGCAACAGCACCAAACUGGAAGCUGCAAUGAGAGAGAUUGAGGAGUUGAAAUCUAAAAGUGGAUGGGGUCAAGAAAAAGGCGAGAAUGCAGAGGAGAGGGGACUUUCUCGUGAUCUUGGCGAGGUGCAGAAAACAAAACCCAAAGUUUCUGAAGUAAGAAAUGGGAUUCUAAUGAAAGAUAUUCCACUUGACCAUGUCUCAGAUGGCUCAGUACAUGGAAUAAGCAGAAGGGGUAACGUUGGGGCAGAUGAACAGAUGCUUGGGUUAUGGGAAACAGCUGAAGAGGACUGCAGCCAGGAUCCAGCUGGGAAAAAGUCACAAAAGCAGGCAUUUGAGCCAACAGAUGAUGAUAUUUUGUACCAUCAAUUGCAAGAUAUAGAGCAGAGGAGCGAGCAUCCCUCUUCUGAGCUACAAGUGGAAAAGGAGCUAGGCGUUGACCAGAUGAAGGUAUUUGCAGGUGUUACUGAGGCAAACCGGGGAAAGAAUAGAAAGAUCCUGGAGAGGCUUGCUUCUGAUGCGCAGAAAUUGGCUAGUCUUCAGCUAACAGUGCAAGAUUUGACAAGGACAUUGGAGACAAAAAAGAAGAGCAAAAAGUCUAAGGAUGUUGAUUUUGAAACGGUGAAGGAGCAGUUACAGGAAGUCGAGGAAAGUGUUGUGCAGCUUGUGGAUUUCAAUGGUCAGUUGAUGAAAAAAAUUGAAGAAUGUCCCUCAAGUUCAGAUGGAAAGGAUUCAGCAGAAUCUGUGGAGGCUGUGAAUGUCCAGAGAAAGAAAGUUUCAGAACAGGCACGAAAAGGGUCUGAAAAGAUUGGACGAUUGCAGUUGGAGAUUCAGAAAAUUCAAUAUCUCUUGCUGAAAAUGGAGGAUGGAAAGAAACACAAAGGGAGAAGCAGAUUUUCCAGGAGUAGAACAACCAUUAUACUGAGGGACUUCGUUUACAGCAGCCGGAGGAGAAGUAGUGCACCGCAAAAGAAGUCCCCCCUUUGUGGAUGCUUCAAACCUUCAACUAAUGGAGAUCGUAACCACAUAUAA